AUGGCCGUCGAUUUUGUUCUUUCCAUUGGAGCCAAGGUCGCUGAAUAUUUGGUUGAGCCAAUCGCUCUCCAGUUUGGCUAUGUAGUUUUUUACAAAAGCAACCUCGACAAACUCAGAGAAGAAGUCAAUAAGCUGGAAGAGGAAGUGGUGCAUUGCAACUAUCAGUUGAUGCAGCACGAAGAAAUGGACGGAUUGUUGGACCCGAUGUUGAGAGGUGGCUGGAAAGGGUUAAAGAAUGCAGCAGCAAGGAAAGCAACAAAGAAGACAGCAGAGGUGGCUAAGUUACAUGGAGAGGGGAACUUUGCAACAGUGUCCUACCCUGCACCUCCACCAGGAAUAGAAUCUGAAUCCACUAAAGGUAUCAAGAGCUUUGAAUCUAGAAGACGGAUCAUAAACGAAGUCAUGCAAGCACUGAAGGAUAAUAGAUUCCACAUGAUUGGGAUAUGUGAGAUGGGAGGUGUUGGUAAGACAACAAUGGUGAAAGAAGUUGCCAAAAGAGUGAAAAAAGAGAUAUUAAGUGGGGUGGGAGGUGCUGGUAAGACGCCGAUGGUCAAGGAAGUGACCAAAAGUGUGAAUAAAGAGCAAUUGUUCGAUGAGGUUGUCAUAGCUGUAGUAUCCCAAAGCCCUGACGAAAAGAAGAUUCAAGCUGAAAUUGCAGAUAAGUUGGGUUUGAAAUUUGAGGAAGAGAGUGUAUCUAGGAGAGCAGAUCGGCUACGUGAAAGUCUACCUAGCAAGAGAAUCUUGGUCAUAUUGGAUGAUGUUUGGAAAAGACUUGAACUGAUUGACAUAGGAAUUCCAUAUAGAGAAGGUCACAGCGGUUGUAAGAUUUUGCUGACUUCGAGAUUUGUCUAUAUCUGUGAUGAUAUGGGUGUUGAAGAGAAAUUUAUAGUUGAAGCCUUAGACAAAGAAGAAGCAUGGAAUCUUUUCAAGGAGACGGCUGGAAUUUCCAAUGACACGAGUACUGAAUUCUAUGCCACACAGAAGGUAGUUGCAGAUGAAUGUGGAGGCUUGUUUGUUGCUAUUAAGACAGUUGCAAGGGCACUCAAAGAAGAUUUUGAUAUUCCAAUUGAAGAUCUUGUUAGAUAUGGGAUUGGGCUUGAAUCGUUUGAAGACAUUGCUACAGUGGGCGAAACAAGACAAAAAGUUCAUGACUUUGUUGAUGACCUUAAAAAAUGCUAUUUAUUGAUGGAUAGUGAAGAAGAAGAGUAUGUCAAAAUGCAUAAUGUUAUACGUGAUGUGGCUAUAUCUAUUGCAUCUGGGGAGGAGCAUUCGUUUAUGGUGGGAUAUGACAAAGCAUUGGAAGACUGGCCACAGCAUCGCCUCAAAAAUUACGUUGUAAUUUCAUUAAAACUUAAUGGUAUGCACGGGCUUCCUGGUAAUUUAGAAUUUCGAAAACUCCAGCUUCUAAAGCUAGAUUGCAAUGCUGAUCUCGACAAUGGGAUGGAGGAAGUCCAAGUACAAGAGACCCCAGAUUGUUUCUGCCAAGGGAUGAAAGAACUCAGAGUGCUAGCUUUAUCUAAUUUGUAUGGAUCGUUGCUGACAUCACUCCGAUGCUUGACCAACCUCUGA
This is a messenger RNA of Camellia sinensis, 1569 nucleotides long. The record is from RefSeq and is a predicted model, not a curated record. NCBI's taxonomy places the organism in Eukaryota, Viridiplantae, Streptophyta, Magnoliopsida, Ericales, Theaceae.